Coregonus clupeaformis (lake whitefish) is the source of this 798-nucleotide messenger RNA. RefSeq lists its product as uncharacterized. The coding region runs from base 55 to 690 and encodes 211 amino acids. NCBI's taxonomy places the organism in Eukaryota, Metazoa, Chordata, Actinopteri, Salmoniformes, Salmonidae. The transcript is spliced from 2 exons. The record is from RefSeq and is a predicted model, not a curated record.
CAGACGGGAGGAGUGCUACUAAGUGACUCUGUCUUCUCCAAAGAACUGGAGAACAUGGGCAAACACCUCGCUGAGGUGGAGAAGGAUCUGGCCAAGCUGGCCGAGCAGGGGAAACUAGCCCAGCGGAGUCCCAACAGCCCCUACAGCUCUCUCCUACUCACCCCCCUGUUCCACACUUCUCUCCCGGGCACACUCCCCAACACCCUCCCAUUACCCGGCCAGACCUCCAGACCCCCCUCCAGACCUCAGUCUCCCAUCCUCACCCGCUCAGCCAAGCCCAGCUCUAUAGGUUAUCCCCUGGUCAGUCCUAAACUCAGCCCCCUGCUCACCCGCAAGCCCACCUCCCUUACCAUGACCGGCAGCCACCGGACUCAUUCCCCCAGCAACCCCGGCAGCAGAACUACGACCCCCAGAACCCCCAGCAGCAGACCCAUGACCCCCAACAGCCUGCUGACCUCCAGGUCUGCCAUGACGGCCGUGACCCCAGGGGUCGGGGUUCACGGAGGUCACAAGGGUCAUAAGGAGGUGACCUUCAGGAGGUCACGGAGCAGGCCGGUGACCCCCACCAGUCAGCCGACCCGACCCAGGCCCCUGCUCACCCCUCCUGGGCUGAGUACGACAGAUAGUCUGGGCAAGGCCUCGAGCCUCAGGGCCUAUCUGUCAGAGGUUUGUUCAACAUCAGCUGACUGAUAAUACUAAUCAUUUUGCAUCAUAAAUGACAUUAUUAUUUGUAGAUCGAUCAGUCACAAUUUACCCACAAUGCAUCACAGAUUUGAUUCUGUUGAACACGGCCACACU